AUGUCGGAUAUGCCCGAAGGUGAGGAAGGUUGGCGAUCGUAUUACGAGCACCCUUUAACAGCAGCAACUUCAGCCAUGUUGAACAUCAAUGGUGGCGGGGAAGAACAUAAUACAAGUAUGGGAUUGCUAUAUGAAUACUACAAACUUCCACCAAUGGAGAAAGGAGAAAAGACUUUACUGGAAAAAUACGCAUCUCUUCCCGAGAUGUGGAGUGCAACUGUGACUCCAUCCAUAGGAACGAGCACAAUGGCUCCCAGCAUCCCACACCUGCGCCCUCACAUGAAAACUGUAACAUCAGCUGUAGCUAAUGUAUUGGCAUCAGCCACAAGAGCCGAAGAAAUGGAUAUCUAUGUGAACAGUGUCGCCGUCAAGCGUGAGCCGGAAGAACUUACCGCCACUUUGCCGUUGGUGAAUGGUAAUAAAAGAAAUCCCCUUCCCUCCCCUGAUCCCAAUAAGCAUGAUCAGGGAAAAUCUGUAACCCCUUCGCUUAUAUUUUCUUUAUCUAGUGGUGAUGCCUCGUUGUCCCCGGAGGAUCCCUCCCCAACACAGACUAGUACAGUUAUCCCCUUGUUGGUACAAGUUAAACAAAAGAGCCCCUCCCCUUUGUCCAAGACAUCCCUCUCCUCUGAUCUCAAGUCUCCUGGUCAAGCCAUCGAUCUGGUAACAGUAUCAGGGGGAAAUACCCCUGACCUUAGCAAAGCCAGAAGUAUGCAGGCCGGCACUACCCAGUCCCAGAGGACCGCUGAAAUCCCUUUACAAACUGGAGCACAAGCGUACAGUUCGGUAGAGGUUUUCGCUGACGUACCGUCGUCGCAGUCUGGUUAUGAACCGCUAGGUGUUGGACAGUACAGCAUUCUGGCCAAUGCUGUGGUCACCGUGCCCCAGUACGUCACACAAAGUUCUCUGGUCACCAGGACAGCAGGGUCCACUGUCUAUACACUGGCCGCUGCGGAUUGCUACAAAGAGUUGUAUCCUUAUGUGGGCUCCCCUGUUGUGGAACAGUAUCAAACCAUUCGACAGCAUAUAGCCUCGUACCCAGACACUGCCGAGAGUGUGGCUCUUGUUGAUCGCUACAUCCGUCAGAAUAGCAGCUACAAGAGCAGCCUGCACGGACACACUGCUGACCUUCCAUCCCCGGACAGUGGUAUUGGUGAAGCCACGAUCACACCACGAGAUGGCGCUGGUCUUCCCCAGAUCUUUGAUUAUUCGGAAUUGACACAGAAUUCGCAUCUUCUUCAAGCAUCAGGACAACAGUCGCCAUCUAUUUGUAAACCAGGAAGUACACAAGGGACAAAAAGACAAUGGCGUGAAUAUGGAAGAAGUACAGACGCAGAGAAAAUCCAAAUACCACGAAUAUAUUCUGAUGUUGGAUUCCGUUAUUUCCUCGAAUCUUCCAUUUCUACCAAUCAGAGACGGGAAGACGACAGGAUAACUUACAUUAACAAGGGACAAUUCUAUGGCAUCACUUUGGAAUACAUUCCAGACCCGGAUAAACCUCUGAGAAACCCGACAGUAAGA
Molecule: messenger RNA, 1518 nt
Organism: Limulus polyphemus (Atlantic horseshoe crab)
Lineage: Eukaryota; Metazoa; Arthropoda; Merostomata; Xiphosura; Limulidae
Exons: 6
Biological process (GO): regulation of transcription by RNA polymerase II
Cellular component (GO): nucleus
Molecular function (GO): DNA-binding transcription activator activity, RNA polymerase II-specific; RNA polymerase II cis-regulatory region sequence-specific DNA binding
Source: RefSeq, a predicted model, not a curated record